UCUCGGAAACAAAUAUAAUAUGUGGAAUGAGGGUUAUCAAUGUAUCGGUGUAAUUUAAAUCUAAAGUUCUCAUGACAGCAUUUUUUCAUAAAUUACUUCAAUUAUUUUAUGUUAAGUGUAACUUUCUUUUGCUGGGUAUUUUUAUAAUGGCGCGACCGGGAUUAUGCAAGUUAACACACAUCAAAUGCCGAUCAGGAGUAUAUCCACGUUCAAAUAUAGAACGACAAGUAAUUCCUGAUGAUAAGUUAAAAUGGGACACCGAUUUUACCGAAUAUAAACCACCCUUCUAUACUGCACCAUCUAUUGUAGGAAAACCAUGGGCUGACCCGGACAUUGGUGCGCAUAAUUUUAAUCCCAAAUGGAAUGAACUAGAUGGAGAAGUGGAUAGAACUAGCUAUAUAGGCCAAUACAAAAUAAUUAAUAAAUUUCCCUUAAAUCCUAUUGGAAGAACUGGUAUUUGUGGUAGGGGAGUACUUGGUCGAUGGGGGCCAAAUCAUGCAGCUGAUCCUGUAGUAACAAGAUGGCAUAUUGACUCAAAUAAUAAAAAAGUCCUUCAAUUUAUAGCCAUUAAAAGACGUGACACAGGAGAAUGGGCACUUCCUGGUGGAAUGGUGGAUCCUGGUGAAAAAGUUGCAGCCACUGCUAUCAGAGAAUUCCAGGAAGAGGCUAUGAAUUCUCUCCAAGCUAGUAACGACGAAAAAGAAGCUUUGAGGGAAAAAUUAAAAGAUUUUUUCAGUGGAGGCAUUGAGAUCUACAGUGGCUAUGUAGAUGACCCCCGUAAUACAGACAACGCGUGGAUGGAAACAGUAGCUUUUAACUUUCAUGAUGAUACAGGUUCGGUUGUUGGGAACCUCCAUUUACAAGCUGGUGAUGACGCAAUUGGAGUAAGAUGGGUGGACGUAACACCAGAUUUAAAAUUAUAUGCAAGUCAUAAAGAAAUUGUUGAUGCCGUACUUGAUAGAUAUAAAAAAUUUAUGAUUAAAUAAUUUUAAU
Messenger RNA from Zerene cesonia (dogface butterfly), 993 nucleotides. Its product is annotated as ADP-ribose pyrophosphatase, mitochondrial-like. The record is from RefSeq and is a predicted model, not a curated record. NCBI's taxonomy places the organism in Eukaryota, Metazoa, Arthropoda, Insecta, Lepidoptera, Pieridae. Gene Ontology annotation, molecular function: ADP-ribose diphosphatase activity. The transcript is spliced from 4 exons. The coding region runs from base 72 to 986 and encodes 304 amino acids.